UUAGGACUGGCUCCCAUUGGAUGUUCCUAUCACGCUAUUUACUGUUGGAAAGGGAACGUGAUUGGCUACAGCUGCCAUGAUUGACGUGUUGAUAGCCAAUGAGAGCUGUUUCUAAGAUGGCUGCUCAGAGAGAUGACGCGUAUUGGUGCUCCACAGUGGGAGCGCUUGCUGGAGUCGGGGGCUGUCCCGGGGUGAAAACUAAACAGAAAAAGGCGGGGAUAGUUUCUUUGUGUAGGCAGCAACGUGAAGAAAACAAACGUACCCGGGAACACGGUGCAGGGCGAGGAGACGGAACGAGGUCGGCACAUGAAGUUAGCAGACAGUUAGCAUGGACUCUACAGGACAAUAUUCCUAACCUGGAGGAAUUCUUUCCAUCUGGGGACACUUCCGGACUAGAGGAAUAUUAAUAAGACAGGAAAGGACGGGGAUUGGAGGUUUAGGACAGACUCCAGUCAAAUGAAGUGAAGGAUUGAAGUCCAGAGAAUGUUCCCAAUCAAAGUGGGGGGGCUGCUCCGUCUCCUAAUGCUAGCCGCUGGCCCGGCAAUACAAGGCUUUUAACGGCCCGGGGGGGUCCAGGGACUCCAGGGACCGGAUGGUGUCUCCUGUCUCAUGGAGCCCUCAGCAGACAUCAAGCUGGAGACCGUAGCAGGAAAGAAGGGCAAGAAGGCCGAGGAGGAGCAGCCUGCAGAUACUCCAGCAGCUGCAGCAGUGAAGGAUGAGGAGGAGGCAGAGGAAGAGCAGCCUGCAGCACCUCCUGCAGCUGCAGCAGCAGUGAAGGAGGAGGAAGAGGCCAAGGAGGAGGAGCAGCCUGCAGCACCUCAUGCAGCUGCAGCAGCAGUGAAGGAUGAAGAGAAGGAGUAUGUGGUGGAGAAGAUUUUGGACCACAGAGUGGUGAAGGGAAGAGUAGAGUUUCUGCUGAACUGGAAGGGGUUCUCAGAUGAGGAUAACACAUGGGAGCCACAAGACAACCUGGACGGCCCCGACCUUAUCGCAGAGUACAUGCAGAAACACAAGGAGAAGGAGGAGAAGAAGAAGAAGGAGGGCAAGAGGAAAGUUGUUACUGAGGCCUCGGGAGACUCAAAGGAGCAAGGGAGCAAGAGGAAGGCAGAGGAGAAACGGAGAAGAGGAGAGGGACCCAAAUGUCACCACUGUCAGCACUGUGACAAAUACUUCACAACAUCUGGAUAUUUAAAGAUUCAUCAGAGAGUUCAUACUGGACAGAAGCCAUACAGGUGUGAUCAAUGUGGGGCAGGUUUCACACAAGAGAGUGCCCUAAAAACCCAUCAACGCAUUCACACUGGAGAGAAGCCGUACAGGUGUGAUCAGUGCGGGGCAGGUUUCACACAAAAGAUUGCACUAAAAACCCAUCAACGCAUUCACACUGGAGAGAAGCCAUACAGGUGUGAUCAAUGCGGGGCAGCUUUCACACAACAGACUAACUUAAUAAUCCAUCAACGCAUUCACACUAGAGAGAAGCCGUACAGGUGUGAUCAAUGCAGGGCAGCUUUCACACAACAGAGUACCCUAAAAAAUCAUCAACGCAUUCACACUGGAGAGAAGCUGCACAGCUGUGAUCAAUGCGGGGCAGCUUUUGCACGACAGAGUGCACUUAAAAACCAUCAACUCAUUCACACUGGAGAGAAGCCGUACAGCUGUGAUCAAUGUGGGGCAGGUUUCACACAACAGAGUGCCCUAAAAAAACAUCAACGACGUGUUCAUACUGGAGAGAAGCCGUACUGGUGUGAACAAUGUGGGCAAACUUUUUCUCAGAGUUGGAGCCUUAAAAGACACCAACGUGUUCACACUGGAGCGAAGCCGUACUGGUGUGAACAAUGUGGAAAAACUUUUUCUCAGAGUGGUAACCUUAAAAAACACCAGCGCAUUCACACUGCCUCGUGAACAUGUUUUCAGAGCCAAGCUGUUUCCUCCUGCAUGUAUGUUAUUGUGGCUACGACUACAUAUUACGCUCCUUUCCUUUUAAGGGUUAGUCCCCCGAGAAGUGAGUCAAAUGCUGUUUCCUCUGAUGCUAUGUGUUUUAAUGAUUACUUACUGAGAAUGAUUUUUUUUAAAUUAUUAUUUCUUUUCGUUAAAAAAGCAAGACAGUGGUUGCUGCUGCAACAGAGAGAGAAUUGGUGUGGGAGAAA
Perca fluviatilis (European perch) is the source of this 2144-nucleotide messenger RNA. RefSeq names its product zinc finger protein 391-like. Bases 610 to 1899 code for a protein of 429 amino acids. The record is from RefSeq and is a predicted model, not a curated record. NCBI's taxonomy places the organism in Eukaryota, Metazoa, Chordata, Actinopteri, Perciformes, Percidae. The transcript has 5 exons.